Molecule: messenger RNA, 1123 nt
Organism: Grus americana (Whooping crane)
Lineage: Eukaryota; Metazoa; Chordata; Aves; Gruiformes; Gruidae
Gene: KRTCAP2
Product: keratinocyte associated protein 2
Exons: 5
Coding region: 1-1050 (349 amino acids)
Source: RefSeq, a predicted model, not a curated record
AUGAUGGAAGUGAAGGUCUGCAGGUCCUCGCCUUCGGCCAUGGCUCCGCGCCCGCUCCCGGCGCCGGUCCCCGCGGCGGCGGCGGCAGAAGCGGCGGCCGCGGACGCCCCGGUCUGUUGCAGGGAGCGACGGAGCCGGGGGGAGGGCGGGGGGCGGCGGCGCGCAUGCUCGGCGGGACCCGCCCCGACGGCGGCGGGGGGGCGGCGGCACCGGGAUGCUCCCGCCGCGCCCCCGGGCAUCCCCCGCCGAGCCCGUGCGGACGGCAGCGCGGGUCGGGGAGCGGCGCCUGGGGUGGACCCCGGGCGGGUUGAGCGGGGCGCCGGGGCCGGUACCGAGGCUGCUGGGGCUCCCGCGCCCCUGCCCCGGGGCCGCCCGCCGACCCCUCCCCGCCGCCCCCCCUCUCCCCGCCGCCGAGGGGCGCGCGAGCCGGCGGGGCCUGCAGCGCCGCGCCCGGCCGCCAGGGGGCCCCCGAGCCCACCGGAGCGCUGCGCCCGCGGGGCGGGGCCACCCGCGCAUGCGCGCUGCCUCCCCUCCGCGCCUGAUGCCGUGUCCCUCCCGGCGCGACCGCAGUGCGCCUGCGCAGAGCGGCGGCACCGGGACCGGCCUGGGACGGGACCGGGGGCGACGCCGUGGGGCACGAUGGCCGUAGGCACGGGCACCUCCCUGGCGCUCUCCUCGCUGCUCUCGCUGCUGCUCUUCGCCGGGAUGCAGAUGUACAGCCGGCAGCUGGCCUCCACCGAGUGGCUGACCAUCCAGGGCGGGCUGCUGGGCUCCGCGCUCUUCGUCUGCUCCCUCACCGCCUUCAACAACUUGGAGAACCUCAUCUUCGGCAAGGGCUUCCAGGCCAAGAUAUUCCCUGAGAUCCUUACCUGCCUCUUGCUGGCUCUCUUUGCCUCUGGCCUCAUUCACCGAGUCUGUGUGACCACCUGCCUCAUCUUCUCCAUGGUCGGCCUCUACUACAUCAACAAGAUCUCCUCCACCCUCUAUCAGUCUGCAGCGCCCGUCGCUGUUCCCGCCAAGGCUGUCGGCAAAGGCAGGAAGAGGAAUUGAUGUCCUGGCACAGCCCCUUCCUUGCCAGGCCGGACUGGGGCUCUCUGUUGCCCAAUAAAGCCAUUUCUUUGUA